Messenger RNA from Mycena indigotica, 816 nucleotides. RefSeq lists its product as uncharacterized. The record is from RefSeq and is a predicted model, not a curated record. The transcript is spliced from 7 exons. Lineage: Eukaryota; Fungi; Basidiomycota; Agaricomycetes; Agaricales; Mycenaceae. Bases 1 to 816 code for a protein of 271 amino acids.
AUGGGUGAGGCGGAGGAUCCCGACACCGGUGCUGACGAUUAUCCCAACGGAAAGGACCUGCCAAUCCAUUAUGACCCAGAUAAGGACGAGGAUUUGAAAGCGAUGGAGGGGGAGCAGGGCUCGAGUAGUGAUCAGGUUAAUGAGGAGGAAGAGGGUUUCGAGACGGACAUCCUCGUGUCCCGAAAGGACGAACUUGCUGCACUGAGCACAUUGAAAAAGUUCCGACUUACCCAGAUCAAAAUAUGCUCUUCACCGCAACGCCGACAGCGCUUCCGCAAAAUUGCGGAAGAAGUUUAUGGGGAUAAGUUACAUAUUCUUCCGGAUGGGAAGCCGGGUCGCAAAAUUGCGACACUCAUGCCAAUUCCUGACGUGAAGCACCGUCAGUAUGCACAGCGUAGCAUCCAGCGUGGCGAGCUACUGAUCAAGGCCCAAGAGAAGUGGCUCUUCGAGCGACCGGAGCUCCGACCAUUGAUCCUGCAGCCUGAGCAAUGGGAGUUGCUCCGAUCACUUAAUGGGGUUCUUGAGGUGUUCACGGAGGUCACACUCCAGAUGUCAAAAUCAUCGACCCCAACGCUUCCGUGGGUGUUGCCCAUGUAUGAGCUUAUGCUGGCGCAUCUAAAGGCAUGUCGCGAUGACUUGAAUCUGCCAUUUGAGCUUCGCACAGCUGCGACAGCAGGUUUGCUCAAGCUGGAGCAGUAUCACGAGCUUGCGCAAAAAUCACAGUUCAAUAUCAUUUCAACUGUUUUGCAUCCGGCGCUUGGAUGGGCCUGCUGCAACGACACCAGUGGCAGCGGUGGGAGCCAGUCCAAUGGGUGA